AUGGCUUGGUGUGACCGCGGGGUUCAAACGCUGCUGGCCACCGUGGGGGCUUUCGCUGCCUUCAGCCUGAUGACCAUCGCCAUCGGCACGGACUACUGGCUGUAUUCGCGAGCGUACAUCUGCAACGGCACCAAUGCCACCACAGACGAGACCCAGUCGCAGCCCAAAACCAAGAAGGGCGAUCUCACCCACUCCGGGCUGUGGAGAAUCUGCUGUAUCGAAGGUAUCAAUCAAGGCAGCUGUUACCGAAUCAACCAUUUCCCUGAUGACAACGACUACGACACAGACAGCUCUGAAUAUCUUCUGCGUAUAGUUCGUGCCUCCAGUGUGUUUCCCAUCCUCAGUACCAUCCUGUUGAUGCUGGGCGGGUUGUGCGUCGGGGUGGGCCGAGUCUACAACAAGACAAACAACGUCCUCCUCAGUGCAGGCAUUCUCUUCGUAGCUGCAGGUCUGAGCAACAUAAUUGGCAUCAUCGUCUACAUCUCGAGCAAUGCAGGAGACCCCAGUGACAAACGUGACGAUGACAAGAAGUACACUUACUCCUACGGCUGGUCCUUCUACUUUGGCGCCCUCUCCUUCAUUGUGGCUGAAACUGUGGCCGUCCUUGCCAUCAACAUCUACAUUGAAAAAAACAAGGAAGUCCGCUGGAAGGCGCGGCGCGAGUUUAUCCGUUCGCUCUCGUCCUCCUCCCCGUACUCGAGGAUACCGAGCUUCCGCUACCGCCGACGGACAUCGCACGCCAGCUCUCACUCUACAGAGGCGUCUCGGGAGAACUCACCGGUGGUCGGCCUGAAGGGAGCGCCAUCUUCCAGCGGCCCCCUGGACGAGCUGUCCAUGUACGCCCUGGCGAGGGACAGUGUGACGGAUAACACAUACAGCCCUGAACAUGAGGCGGCAGCUGAGUUCCUCCAGGUUCAUAACUGUUUCCCUAAUGAUCUAAAGGACGGGGUGAAUCGCAGGACCACACCGGUGUGAGUGGCAUACAGCUGGGCUCGAGGUUCACCUGGAGGAGGAUGAACAGGAAAUGAUGAGUGGGCUGGCCUGCUGGAGCCUGAGUGCUUGCGACAGCCUGCCAUUUUAGAGGCACAGUUUUCAGAGAGACAGUCCUUUUUGAAAAGACCACAGAGAGAAGAGGGGACAGUCAGCCAGAGAGAGAAUGAGCCAUUCAAGAGAACCUGAUUAUUUUACCUGCUUUUUAGAGACCAUCAAAGCAGAAUAGAGUUACCAUUGUCUGUGCUGUAGCCAGUGCGAAAUUAGUGUUAUCUUUCAACUGUGUUAAAAUGCUUAAAUGAGCAAUGUGUGGAUCAUGACCUUUGUUUGUGUAAUGGUUGCUACACAUCAUGGGCAAACUUGAGGAUGAAGUGUUGAGGUGUGCCAAUCAGCUGUAUUCUACCUAUAAAUUAUUUAACAAGGUGCUAAAUGAAAUGUACUCUUCAACUUGAAAGUGUUCCAUUUGUGCGUGUAGUCAAAGUGUGGACCUCUCUCCAGAGUUUCUGUUGUGUCCUCAUAACCAGUUUGCUUGCCUUAUACUCACAGGUUUGAAAGAGACAACAGCCCCUCCCCCUUUCAGCUCUGUCUCUCAGAAUAAUGUAUGGCCUUUUAAAGAAACCCAAAUUAUAAAUAUUUUUCAAACAUUUUUCCACUGGUUUGGAAGUCAGUGUCUUAACAAAAUGUUUGACUUGCUGAGUUGUAAUAUAGUGGACGUUAAGUACUUUAGCACAUUUGUACAAGUGGACCAUCCAGUCCUCCAAACAACAUGAAAGGUUUUGUCUCCCUCGCUGCCUCUUCCUUAAUCCUAUUUUUCUCUGACAUUUGUCAGUGGAACAAAAUGUUCGUGGUGUCAGUGGAACACCUCUGUUCAAUGGUCCCUUUUUAUUCACUUCCAUAUCAGUCCGCCGUCCUUCCAUCACAAGCCCCCGAUGGAUGUGACAUUGUGUACGUGCCUGUCGCAAGAGAGGAGCAGCUGACAAAAAGAGGGUGCCCAGAACUGUGAAAAUGGCACAGGUCAGGACUUCCUUUUGCUCUGAAUGCAGCCCGGCAUCCAGAGUGUUAAGUGGAUAAGGAUCUGAGUCAGGCAGAGAAUGCAUGUCUGUCUAUCACGCCGCUUGUGAGUCCAUUUGGUUGCCUUCCUCCCUCCCCCCCAUGUCAAACAGAAACUCCAGACAGAGGCAGAGGGAGCUGUCUGCGACUAUAUCCCUGAAGGAUUUGUCUCUAAUAACCAUACAUGUGUGUCUACUGUCAUCCUGCACGUCCAUCUCUGCUCUGUCUUUUGGUUUUCUCAGGAAAUACUGUGUUGUUGUGGCAGGUUGGCCGCUUUUGAGGUCCUCUCCUUGCUUUGUGGCAGUGCUGGGAAAUGGACCGGUGAUAAAGACAAACCUGGUGAAAAUAAUUUGGAGAAACAAAAUGCCAUUAUUGUAUUUAGAAAAUGCUGUGAGGGUUUGCUUGAGCUUGCUCCAAGAACCAGCUGGCGUGGGUUUUUCCAGUCUUAGGGCUAUUCAGUUGGUUCUGGUUUGGCAAGCGAGCUCACUCAACCACAGAAUAGUAUUUGAUUGUAUUUAGUGUGCUUGAUAUUCCAUUAGAGAUACCACUUCAUGUACCAGACUGGGCUCAUGUAAGAGAAAGCCAUCAGUAUGAUCUGUUCUGAGUGUAGAUCUUAUGCUUUUAUAUUACAGUGUUGGGGGGGAAAAAAAUCAAAUGUGUUUGUUUGUAAUGUAAAGCUGUAAAGUUGUAUAUAAAAGUACAAUAAAAAAUACAAAAAAAAAAAAAAAAAAAAAACAUUGAAUGUUCAAAGACAUUAACAGAGGCUUCAAAGCAUUAUUUUACUGAACAAUGUCUCAUUAAUAAUGCCUUGAUGCAUUCUGGCACUGGUCAUACAGUUACAUUUACCAUUUUAUAUUCAGGUAAACACACUCCGGAUUUGCUGUUAUCAGUUAAUUAACCUAACUAUUGAAUAUUCUGUUUUGUAAGGUGACGUAUAGUAAGUACAUUUAGGAGAAGAAACUAUAUUUUCUAUGCCAUGUGUAUGUGGCAACUGUACUUUACUGUAUGUGCUUAUAUUGAUUAAUGGCUUACUAUUGUUGUGAAACAAGCACAUCAUUUUUUUUUUUCCAAGAAAUUAACUGUAAACAUUUGAGCGGCGAUGUUCAGAAGGGAAUGGUGCUAAUUGGAUGAGUUGGGUAAUAAAAAAAUCACAAGGAAAGAAACUGAGGCAAUUGUUGUGUUGUAUCAAAAAAAUGAAUUCCUUGUCCUAGAUACAGAAUGUUUCAAGUACAAACUCACUGAUUUUGCAUCACUAUUAAAGGUAUUUUCAUUUUUUGAUAUUGGAUAGUAGAGUGCCUUUGUUUUAUUUAUAAUAAAUUCU
This is a messenger RNA of Toxotes jaculatrix (banded archerfish), 3361 nucleotides long. RefSeq names its product voltage-dependent calcium channel gamma-4 subunit-like. Gene Ontology annotation, biological process: neurotransmitter receptor internalization; calcium ion transmembrane transport; postsynaptic neurotransmitter receptor diffusion trapping. The transcript is spliced from 4 exons. Gene Ontology annotation, cellular component: AMPA glutamate receptor complex; postsynaptic density membrane; voltage-gated calcium channel complex. The coding region runs from base 1 to 975 and encodes 324 amino acids. Gene Ontology annotation, molecular function: voltage-gated calcium channel activity; channel regulator activity. The record is from RefSeq and is a predicted model, not a curated record. Lineage: Eukaryota; Metazoa; Chordata; Actinopteri; Toxotidae.